Molecule: messenger RNA, 1304 nt
Organism: Theobroma cacao (cacao)
Lineage: Eukaryota; Viridiplantae; Streptophyta; Magnoliopsida; Malvales; Malvaceae
Source: RefSeq, a predicted model, not a curated record
AGAAGCAACGAACAAAGGAAGAAAGAAAAGAAACAGAAAUUCAAAAAGAAGGCUCUCGAAGAGAAAAUCGAAGGAGGAUGGAUGUGAUAACAACGCAGGAGAUCUCAUCGAGACCGAUAGAGAAGGUGAUCGUACACCCUCUGGUUCUCCUAAGCAUAGUCGACAACUACAACAGAGUCGCCAAAGACACUCGCAAGCGAGUCGUCGGCGUCUUGCUUGGAUCCUCUUUCAAAGGUUCCGUCGAUGUCACCAACAGCUACGCAGUGCCAUUUGAAGAAGAUGAGAAGGACCCAAGCAUUUGGUUUCUUGAUCACAACUACCAUGAGUCCAUGUUUGCCAUGUUUAAGAGAAUAAAUGCCAAGGAACACGUUGUUGGGUGGUACAGUACUGGCCCUAAACUACGGGAGAAUGAUCUGGAUAUUCAUGGAUUGUUCAAUGACUAUGUAUCAAAUCCUGUCUUGGUCAUCAUUGAUGUUCAACCUAAAGAGCUGGGAAUACCCACAAAAGCUUACUGUGCUGUUGAAGAGGUGAAAGAGAAUGCCACUCAGAAAAGCCAAAAAGUGUUUGUGCAUGUGCCAUCUGAAAUUGCAGCUCAUGAAGUUGAGGAAAUUGGUGUGGAGCACUUGCUCAGGGAUGUGAAGGAUACAAACAUUAGCACCCUUGCUACAGAGGUGACGCGUAAACUCACAGCCUUGAAAGGAUUGGAUGGUCGACUUCAAGAAAUAAGAAGUUACCUUGAUCUUGUAAUUGAAGGAAAACUUCCACUAAAUCAUGAAAUUCUGUAUCAUUUGCAGGAUGUUUUUAACCUACUUCCUAAUCUCAAUGUGGGAGAGUUGAUCAAGGCUUUUGCAGUGAAAACAAAUGAUAUGAUGUUGGUGAUCUAUCUUUCUUCUCUCAUCAGAAGUGUAAUUGCUCUUCACAAUGUGAUCAACAACAAGGUGAGAUACUUAACAACGAGCAUGAGAAAGCAGAGGACUCAAAGCCUGUUGCUCUAUCUGCCUCAGCUGGAACCUAAACAUAAGGAUCCGAACCGCAUCAGAUAUUCUAAGAAAGGAGGCCCAUCCCUUCUAACAGUUUGGUGGUUAGUCCUUUUCGGUUCUGUAAGUCUUUGAGAAUCUUCUUCUUUCUGAACGAGAAGAACAAAAAGACGGCAAGAGAGGGUGAGGGGGUAGCUGGCGGGGCCUUUUUAGAAAACAUGGCUCCCGAAAUGUCUUUCCUUGCGUUUAGCAUUGCUAUGACACAUUUUAUGAUAAAUACAUUUCCCAUUGGUUUUAAUACAAGAUGUGGUCUUUUCUUUCGUCUGA